UUGUUUUUUAUAUAACGAAAUUAUAAAUGAAAAUUACUUUUUAAGUAAAUCAUUACAACAUUUAUCAGUAAAACCGAUAUAUUGUCAUCAUAAGUGCUAGAUACUAUUGCGGAAUAAUCAACCAAGACUUUUUAAUGGUGUACAAUGGAUGCAGUGGAUAACAAUCAAUUUGAAGUGAAAUCAAGUAAACGGAAAAUUCAAAGUGGACCGAACGUUUACCUGAACCCUGGUCUCGACUUACUCGCGAACGAAGACCCCAUGUGUAACACAGCCAUGGAAAUAACCCCAAACAAGAGACGUAAGAGAACGAAGAGUGAGAUUGUAGCCUUCGAAAACACUGCUCUUGACCUAGGUAUUAGUAAAGCAGCGGUCAAUGAAUUCCUUCAGAGAGAACUUAAUAAUGUACGCAAGAAUGUCAAACAUUACGAGUCUCCAAUCAAAUUAACAGAAAAUCCAACUAUUUCUAAUCCAGAACCCAUUUAUGCCAAUCUUUCCGAAUUGGCUAAUGAACAAAAUAAUUUUUACAAAAACUCUAACAAUGCAGAAGUAUUACCAACUAAUAUUGAUGACACAAAUAUGAAUACAAUAGAAGACGAAAUUGAAAUAGAUUCAGGUAUUUCAGUAUUCGAUAGCAAAUUUAACACAGUUACAAAUAGCGAGCUUGUUAAUAAUGACAUUUCCGCUAUAAGUAGUAACACGACAAACAUACAAACAAAUGUAACGAAUCAAAUAUUCGUUAAUAAUUCAAGUAAUUUAAGUUUCAUAGAUAGACUUGUACUUGAUUCACCCGCAACAUCUAAUCAAUCUCUUUAUCUCGAUGACGAUUUGAACGAAAGUAAUAUUAUGGAGAUUAAAACAAUUACUAUUAUUACGAAAAAGAAAAUAGUACAAAAUAAAAAGAACACCAAUCCUUUCUUAGAUCCGAAUUUAAAUAUAAAUGAUAUUUCCAGCGAAAACCCAUUCUUAGACGAUAAAUCACAACCGGCAUUAGAAUAUAAUGUUGAAUCCGUGAACAGUUUCGAUAAUAAUGUUCCUAAUAAUUUGAUACCAAGAAAAUUAUUCGCGAGUGACACCAAUAGUACAAUAUCAACUGUGAAUGAAUCGUCACUUAACACUGAAAAUCAUGAAUAUGAAAAUAUAGACAGUUACAGGUCUGAAAGUCCCAUAUACGAAAAUAUUGGCGACGAUAUAUCUGACAUGUGUUAUAAUAAACAAAGCAAAAUCCUUGGCUACGAUGUGUCCCACUUUAGUGCGGUUGAUAUCAUGAAUUUAAAUAAAAAAAAUCAAAGUAAUGAAUCGAAUGAAUCACAUGAAAGUAAAAAAGAUUUAAAGCAUAUACUUAAAGCGAGUAAUAAACUAUCUAAAAAAGUCUUUAAAACUUUGAAGAAAAAGUUAAAAGGUGACAAAGUUGAACAAAAUACUACAAUAAAUCCAUAUGAAGUACCGCGAAAAGCUCCAAAGCAGAAAUCAGAAAAGAAAGAAUCGGGGAUUGAAAAUCCAGGACUAAAGUUAGAUAAUUCUGAUGAAAUUGAAAUUGAAGAACUUGAAAAUGAACAUGAAUAUGAAACAAUAAAAACAAUUAGGAAUACAAGACUAAAUACAAAUGUUACUCCGUUGAAAGAAAGAGCCUGUGACAGCUUUGACAUCUCGCAUAACAAGACUUACACACCUGGUAAGAAAGUGAGAUUCGACACUACACUAAAUAGACAGAAGAUAAUAACUGGGGACAGUUUUAAUAGUGAACUCCAAAGUCCAGGGUUUGAUACUAAGGUUGAAAAAUAUCAUGACGAAUUGGAAAAUUGUAUUAAUGAAAGAAAAUUCCUUCAACAAAACAUGUAAUAUAUGUGCCAGCUUAGCUUGUUAUGAUGCAUUAA
Molecule: messenger RNA, 1874 nt
Organism: Nymphalis io (European peacock)
Lineage: Eukaryota; Metazoa; Arthropoda; Insecta; Lepidoptera; Nymphalidae
Exons: 2
Coding region: 145-1839 (564 amino acids)
Source: RefSeq, a predicted model, not a curated record